UUGGCGCAUCGCACUUCUGCCGCCGAAGCUGCUGGAGCUGCUGCAGCUGCUGACACACAAGCCGGCUGUCCUGCACUGAAAAGCGACUCACGACUGACACCGUUCACCAUCUUAACUGGAGGAAGUCGCUCUGCAGCUACAGUUGCACUUUUAAGUGAUCACUCGCCAGAUUCAAAAAUGAUCAAGAACGGACAUCACCACCACCACCAAGUGAACACAGCAGCCGGGAAAGACGCAGGGACGACCCCAGGCACCGCAGCUUGCAGUCCCGAGAAGAGGAGGCGAAGAAUCCGGGUGUGGUGCGAUGGCUGCUAUGACAUGGUCCAUUAUGGCCACUCCAACCAGCUGCGACAGGCCAAGGCCAUGGGAGAUUACCUCAUCGUUGGAGUACACACAGAUAGUGAGAUUGCGAAGCACAAGGGUCCGCCAGUCUUCACUCAGGCAGAAAGAUAUAAGAUGGUGCGGGCCAUAAAAUGGGUGGAUGAAGUUGUGGAAGGAGCGCCUUAUGUCACCACCCUCCAGACCCUCGACAAGUACAACUGUGACUUCUGUGUGCACGGAGAUGAUAUAACACUAACAGUGGAUGGGAAAGACACAUAUGAGGAGGUGAAGAAGUCAGGGCGGUACAGGGAGUGUAAGAGAACCCAGGGAGUUUCAACCACAGAUCUGGUUGGCAGAAUGCUACUGAUGACCAAAGCACAUCACAGCAACAUUGAUAGUUCAGACUAUCAGCAGCACACAGACAACUUUGGAAAGGGCUCACAUGGUCAGAAGGGCCACAGUCCCUGGACAGGGGUGUCUCAGUUCCUGCAGACUUCACAGAAGAUCAUCCAGUUUGCUUCAGGCCAGGAGCCUCAACCCGGAGACACCAUCAUCUAUGUGGCAGGAGCCUUUGACCUCUUCCACAUUGGCCAUGUGGACUUCCUGGAAGCAGUGCAUAAGCUCGCAGAAAAGCCAUACAUUAUAGUGGGGUUGCACUUUGAUCAGGAGGUAAACCGCUACAAAGGGAAAAACUACCCCAUCAUGAAUGUCCACGAGAGAACGCUCAGCGUCCUGGCUUGUCGAUAUGUGUCAGAAGUAGUGAUUGGUGCACCCUUUGCAGUCACAAAAGAUUUACUGGACCAUUUUAAGGUGGAUCUUGUAUGCCAUGGAAAGACAGAAAUAUAUCCUGACAAGGAUGGAUCCGACCCUUAUGCUGAGCCGAGAAGAGAAGGAAUCCUGCGUACCGUUGACAGUGUCAACAGCCUCACUACAGAUGCCAUUGUGCAGAGGAUAAUCAAAAACAGGUUGCUAUUUGAAGCAAGGAACCAGAAGAAAGAGGCCAACGAGAUUGCUGUGAUCCAGGCCAUGAAGCGACAAGAGGAGGAAAAGACUAAAGAAAGAGCGCAGGCUGUGCUGUAGGAAGGCCCUAAAGAAGCACCAUCAACUUAGUGUCAACAUAACACUGACAAGCUCAAUUAUUCUAAACUCAUGUACAGUAAAAUCAAUCCUUUUGUAUGUGUUAUGACACCCUCCACACAUGAUCCUGGCUAAUGACAGCAGUGCUUAAAGCAGCCCAUUUAAAGCCAGGGCGGUAUAGUCUGCUGUGGGAUCAUCAGGUAUACUCUGUGUGUGUGUGUGUGUGUGUGUGUGUGUGUGUGUGUGUGUGUGUGUGUGUGUG
Perca flavescens (yellow perch) is the source of this 1660-nucleotide messenger RNA. Its product is annotated as ethanolamine-phosphate cytidylyltransferase. Gene Ontology annotation, cellular component: cytoplasm. NCBI's taxonomy places the organism in Eukaryota, Metazoa, Chordata, Actinopteri, Perciformes, Percidae. Gene Ontology annotation, molecular function: ethanolamine-phosphate cytidylyltransferase activity. Bases 178 to 1401 code for a protein of 407 amino acids. Gene Ontology annotation, biological process: phosphatidylethanolamine biosynthetic process. The transcript is spliced from 13 exons. The record is from RefSeq and is a predicted model, not a curated record.